UCUCUCUCUCUCUCUCUCUCUCUUUCUCUCUCUCUAACCCAACACGAUUAGCAUAAGAAGACCCCCCCUCUCUCUUUCUCUCUCUUCUCCAGACUCUCACUGAUCCACUCUCCAACAAGAACCCCGCAGAAGCUUCUUCUUCUCUUUCUCCUGCUUAAGAUCUUUCAGAUGAUAUGGUGGGUUUGAGCUCUCGCUCACAAUUGAUCAGUGCCUUCCGAAAAUGGCAGGCCUCUUCUCUCUAGGCAACGGAGGAAGAGGAGGAGGAACCCACAAGGACCAUUCCCAACCAUCGGCAUCCGCUGAAGAAUUGGAGACCCAACAAGCCAACAACAACAGCAACUGCGUCGACCCCAGCUGGUUGUGGUAUCGAAACGGUGUGGUCUCUUCUUCUUCUCCUUCUUCCUACAAGGGUUUCGAGCUAUGCCACCAGCUACAACCACAGCUGCAGCAUCAGCACCAGCAAGAUCUCUACUUGUCGUCGUCGUCGCCGCCGUCGCGGAGGAUGAACGCGUCGGAUGACGAGAGCCUGAGAUCGGGGCCACCGUCGGCGUUCCUGCUGAUGAGGGACGGAGGGAUCAGCUGCCAGGACUGCGGCAACCAGGCCAAGAAGGACUGCGUCCACCUCCGCUGCCGAACCUGCUGCAAGAGCCGCGGCUUCCCCUGCGACACCCACGUCAAGAGCACCUGGGUCCCCGCCGCCAAGCGCCGCGAGCGCCAGCAGUUCCAGCUCCUCCACGGCGGCGACUGCGUCAAGCGCCUCCGCGAAGACCACGAUCUCCCCCGCUCCAAUUCCUCCGUGUUGGAGAUGGGGUCUUUCCCGGCGGAGGUCAACUCGCCGGCGCUGUUCCGAUGCGUGAGGGUCAGCUCCGUCGACGAUCCGGACGACCAGUACGCCUACCAGACGGCCGUCAACAUUGGGGGGCACGUCUUCAAAGGGAUACUCUACGAUCAGGGGCCCGACCAUGCCAACUACAUGGCGGCUGCCGGCGAGAGCUCCUCGGUGCACCUCGGCAGCGACAGCGGCGGCGGGAUCCAACAACUCAAUCUCAUAGCUGCUGCGGCCACUACCGGUGGUGACGCGAUGGCAACACCGGAGGAUGGCAACAACAAUGCGGCGGCGUCACAGGUCGCAGCUCCUCUCUUCGACCCGUCUUCGAUGUACCCGACUCAGCUCAACAACUUCAUGGGCGGCGCGCAGUUCUUUCCGCACCCGAGACGAUGAUAGUAAAAAGGGCCCCCGCACCACCCACUCUAAUCUUCGACACGGGAUUAGGGGGAGUCACAUUCUGAUUUAUCUCGAGUUCUCAGCGGCGGUUGCAACAUCUGUCAUUUCAAAUGUUCGGGUCGGUUCGGAUCCGAGGCCUAAGCCUUCUGCAAUGUAAAAUUUUUUUUGGGGAAGAGUGGUUAGACGAGUGUGGUCUAAGUCGACCUUUCUAAGCUUUACAGUGUACAAACUUUCUGGAAGAGAGUCGUUAGACGAAUGUGGUCUAUAACUUGACCUUUGGGGGA
Messenger RNA from Rhodamnia argentea, 1509 nucleotides. Its product is annotated as protein SHI RELATED SEQUENCE 1-like. Gene Ontology annotation, biological process: positive regulation of DNA-templated transcription. NCBI's taxonomy places the organism in Eukaryota, Viridiplantae, Streptophyta, Magnoliopsida, Myrtales, Myrtaceae. Gene Ontology annotation, cellular component: nucleus. The transcript has 2 exons. The coding region runs from base 221 to 1222 and encodes 333 amino acids. Gene Ontology annotation, molecular function: DNA binding; DNA-binding transcription factor activity. The record is from RefSeq and is a predicted model, not a curated record.